Folsomia candida is the source of this 3475-nucleotide messenger RNA. RefSeq names its product inactive pancreatic lipase-related protein 1. Gene Ontology annotation, molecular function: lipase activity. The transcript is spliced from 6 exons. The coding region runs from base 1264 to 2430 and encodes 388 amino acids. NCBI's taxonomy places the organism in Eukaryota, Metazoa, Arthropoda, Collembola, Entomobryomorpha, Isotomidae. The record is from RefSeq and is a predicted model, not a curated record.
UGGAUUCCUUUGUUAUUUCUUUUCAUGGUUAAAUAUAAAGUUGUAUAUACGUUUAAUUGAACAAGUAAAGUUUUCUGGGUCACGAGAUUCUUCUUGGCGAUUCCUUGGUUGGUAUGUUGUUCAACAAUGUCAAAGUUAUUGGAGGCGUAGUAGAUAUGCACAUACCUAAAAUUCAAAGGCGUUAAUUUCUUCUGGAAGAAUAUUUUGGAAGCAAGGACAUUUAUUUAACUGUUAGUAUAUUGCAUAAUGAGACGGGAAAAUUUCACUCUUAAUAAUAACUAAAUGUUGAUAAUAUUUAGAUAAGUUCCUCGCUAAUAUGCUUAACCAUUAUGGUAAUAUUUGGUAGUGAGGAAGUCAUGCACGGAAGGUAAUUAUUGUUGUUUUUGGGUGCAUUGGGUUGCAUUGCAUUCUGUAAAAGUCGCAAUAUUCUUUCAAGCCCAGAUUUUUCACGCGAUAAUUAUUAUUGCUGCAAUUUAAACGCAACUCUUGACCUUUAGGCGGUGACGUGUUUUGCAUUAUAGAUAAGCCUAGUUUUAGGGUGAUGUGAUACGAAGUAUCGAUAUUUACGUAUUUAUCGCUGAUAAAUACGAUAUGGACACAUGUGCCUGUGCGACACGCGUUAUUUUUUUGCAUCUGAUUACAUAAAUAGUGUAAGUCGUAGAUUAGAGGAAAUCUGAGAGCUAGAAUUUAACUUUAUUGUUGGCCCAAUUAUGUCAUAAAAUAAAGUGAGCUUAUCCAUGUUUUGAUAAGAAAUUAUUCGAUGUUGAAACAAAUACCGAUGAAUAGAAUACCUACUUUACAAGUCAUGUGCGCUGGACACAUCCCUCCUUCACAAACACUUGGACAAGAUAUUAAAUACGUAUAUACGUGAGACACGAUUGACGAUGACGAUUGAUAAGUCAACAUGAGGGAUUCUCUCUUCUCACCCUAAUUUAAAAAUAUCAUGAAUCAAUAUAGGAAGCAUUUUUCUCUGUUUGUCUGACUGAACUGCGCGACAGAAGCCAAGCCAGUCAAGCAAAUCUCAUGGAUUUUUUUUUUCGUUCCGCAAUUUUUUAACUUAUCUUAUCAAAAUGUGUGAUCAAUGGAUUUCAAGAGGAGAACAUACAUAAGCAAGCAAAAAGUGGGGAUCUUCAUCACGCAAAUAUCAAUACAUACGUACGCUAUAGUGACGAGUGAAUUGAGAGUUGAGAUAUAAAUUUUACACUGAAAGCAAGUUAACAUUGAGAGGAAACUUGAGACAAAAAUAAACUAGUGAUAUACGAAAUGAAUGCCUUGAGCAUUUUUACCGUGGAUCGCGUCUGCGACCUCGUUCGUGGCGCUGGACUCGUUACCGGUCAUGUCGUCGGACAAGCGCUUUCAAUCAGCAUUUUCCGCGGAUCAAACUUUCUCGAUUCUGAAACGCAAGCCUUAAGUGAAGCCUUUGGUCGCGCAGUUCCUAUCGUUCUUGCCGAGAAAAUUCAUCCCACUUUGGCCGAAACGUUGCUCCAGUCCACGUUUAUGGAGCCAUGGUGUCUGUCAAAGAUUAAACCUAUGCUCCGCGUUUAUCAGAGGAAUCGUCCCCGAGUGGAAAUCCGUCAUACCGCAGAUCCUGAAGAAGUGUGCCGAAUUUUCGGAGAGAUUGGGGCCUUCGAUGGAAAUCGGAGGAUUGCAUUUUUGACGCAUGGAUUCAUCCACGACAUUGACAUCUACUGGUUGAAGGAUAUGAAGAACGAAAUGUUGGCGCAGGAAGAUAUGGUCGUCGUGAUGGUGGGAUGGGGAGGAGGAUCCAAUAUUGGGGUUGAUCGAUAUGACUUGGCCUCAAGAAAUAUUGAAGUUGUUGGAUGCUGGCUGGGAAAUUACUUGCGACAGAUGAAACGUGUAAAUCCCGAGGUUCAACUAUGGGGCAUAGGUCACUCGUUAGGAGCACACUUGAUGGGAUUCGCAGGAAAGUGCAGUCGUUCUUUUGACCGCAUCACUGGACUGGAUCCUGCCGGUCCAAACUUUGAAAGAGAAUCCUUUGGUUGUGUUCGCCUUACAGCGAAUGACGCUCCGAUAGUUGACUGUAUUCACACCGACGGCUAUGCAGCCCCCAUGACGCUUCAAGCCCUCACUUCACCCACCAACCACUUUGGAACUCUAGUGCCAAUGGGAACCGUUGACUUUUAUCCCAACUUUGGUCACAGUCAGCCAGGCUGUGUCAAUUUCUCUGUAAUCGGAAGUCACAACCGUUCCUUCGAACUUUUCACGGAAUCGAUCUCAAAGCCUGGAAGAUUUUAUACAAAUAUGAAACUCGUCAAAGAACCGACAUUCAUGGACAUCAGUGAAGAAGUGAAGCAUGAGGGUCCCGAAGUCGAAAUGGGUUUCCACUGCCGAGGCGAAGCCAAGGGGGCCUUCUUUAUCGAAGUUGACCAGGAAGACUUUGGCAUCACGUACAUGUUUGGAAUUCCAUAAGAAAGUGGAAAACUGCCUAAGAAAUUUCGCAUAUCUCAAAGAUUUUGAAAACCGUUUAUUGCAUUGUUGGGGCCUUCAACGGGUAAAGAAAGAGACGUAUUUUUUACUCCGCAGGGCAAAGUAUGAACUAAAGUUGUGUCAGAUAAGAAGAUAUCAUUUGAUAUGUGUCUCGAUCGCAAGUAUUUAAAAAAAAUCCAGUAAUGUUUUCUUAAUACUAUUCAAAUAUCUCAGUAAGAAUGCAUAUUCUAAAUACGUGAUGUAUUACCAAAAGUUUUAUACACGACUUGUUUACAUUAUAUUACAAUUUAUUUACAUUAGGAUAAGGUACGUGUGGUGCGUUUGUUAGUUGGUAAAUUAUUUUUUGUGUUUGGAAUUUGUGUACAAUUUAGUUUUUAAAAUAUUGCAAUAUUUAUGUUUGUGUUCAGCACAAUUUUGUUUGCAUAGUGCAAAAUACUAGCCAAGAUGAUAAUAAUGGUGCAUAUUAUCUCCUAUUUACUUUAAUUCCUGCUUGUUAAGUUUGUUUGUAUAUUCAAACAACGAGUCAUUUUUGCAUAAUCUCAUUCAAAGUUCUUGUCCGAGGGGAGGAGUGGAAAGGAAAUUGUUACCUUCUUUGUUGUUACUACUUGUUACUACUUAUUUUUUGGUGCAUAGUUAACAUGUAUACUUGUAAUUAAUAGAAAUGAAAUACGGGAUCGCAAUAUAUUUAAUUUCCCGUUUCGAAACUACGCUCGCGCUGUAUACGCAUAAUUGUAAACAAACAAUAAAUAUUUUUAACCGUUCGAAAGUUAAGGUUAAGGUUCGAAAGUUAAGUUCGAUGGCAUUCGAAAGUUAAGUUAUUUACGUGCGUGUAGAUUAAGGAGUUUGACCAGGUGUGUGGCGUUGAACGGGUGGGGAUGACAAUAUUUAUGAACAAAAUUUAGGAAUUUUUGGUACCUAAUGUCAUUUUUGACUGUAAGUAAACGAAAAAUAUGUAUAUGAAUAUUAUUAAAAUCACAAAAUUAUAAAAGUAGAAAAGGAAUUUCGAGAAAUAAAUAUUUAAAUUGAA